GUUUCCGGCUCUGGCGUAAUCGUGACUUGUGUGCGGCGUAUGGUGAAAUUCAGACACGCAGUUAUUUGAUCGUCCUACGAUGUUCCAUAGUGGACCGUGAUAUAAUUGGAAAACGCGUAAACAGAUCAUCAGAAGAUAAUAAGGGAGCAACGGACUAGGUUGCUUGCAGUACUGAAUCAAAAUGGAAUCAAUGGAUGCGCGUCUUGUGGCGCAAGCAUUGAACUACCAUGGCCAACAGUUGCAGAAAGUGUGGGAAGGAGAACGCAACGAAAACGAGCUGGCCAUGCUCAAUCUCAAGGAACCAAAUUUUGAGAUUUACCAACAGCGGCAAAAGACACUUAGUUUUGGAGAUAGAGGGAAAAGGCUAAAGCUGCAACAAUUCCUUGCAAAGAAGGCAGAUGCCCUCUAUGAUAAGUCAAAUUUGGAGAAAACCGUUGAACCUAUCAAGCAGGAGUUGGGCGAUGAAGAAUUUUAUGCAACAAUGCCUGGCCUUGACACUUAUGUCACCAUGGAGAAAUCUCAACGUAUACGUAAUUUUUUGGAGAGUUUGGUGGUUGGAGAUGUUAUAUACGCGCAAGUGAUGGGUAAAAGUGCGGCUGGGCUUCUUCUGAAGGUGCUGUGCAACUGCAGCGACUGCCCUAGGGUUGUUACUGACUUGGGAGUAAAGGCUCUAAUAUUGAACACGGCCACAGUGCCGGCGGUGGACAAGAAAGGUGUUACAAGAGGCUACAUGGCAAAUGAUCUCAUCUGCGUCGUAGUCAGUGAAGUUAACGUUGAAGCUGAGCGAGUUGUUGCAGUUAUGAACGUACCCGCCCGUGAAGGGCAAGCCCCACACCCUCCUAUGGGACUUAUCCAUUCCGAUGAUCUUCCAGAAGCUUAUAAGAAAGCGAUGGACAACAAAGGGCAAUCGUACGAAGUGAUGUUGGAGAAUAGUACUGGCUUCAACAACCCCAACAACAUUAAAUAUCUGUCCGACUUGAUGGGCCUCGGCCAAGAAAACCAUUCCAAUAUGGUUGGCUUGAGGGAGAGAUUCCCACCUAAUGAAUAUGCGUCUGAAUUAAGGCAAGCGCAAGCUAGUAAGUGGGCGUUCCGAAGCGUUGCUGAAGGAAUAGACCACUUCAAGGCCGGCCGUCAUACAGAGGCCUUCCAAUGCCUCAACAAAGCAUUAACCGUAGAUCCACGAAACGUCGAAGGAUUGGUAGCCCGCGGAGCAUUAUACGCCAAUAGCGGUAGCUUCAAGAAAGCUAUCGACGACUUCGAGACAGCGUUGAAGUUGAAUCAGACUCAUGCAAACGCUCGCAAAUAUCAGGCGGAGACUCUGGUCGCUUUGGGUCGGAGUUACGAGGAUGAGAAAAAAUAUGAAGACGCGCAGAAAGCGUAUGAGAGUUGUCUAGCGAUUGCUCCUUACCACGAAGAAGCCAGGAACUCCAUCGAGUACAUAAAGUCCAAGACCUUGACUUCAUCUUUGAAUCCUUUGGACACGUUCAAGAGCUUCGAGGCGGAGAACGAUGUUGGUGAGAAUAAAAAGGAAAAGAAGAAACGCAAGAAAGAGAGGAAAUCGCGUUCGAAGAAGAGACAGAGAUGGAGUUCCAGUUCUAGCUCGUCAUCGAGUGGAUCUUCGAGCUCUUCCAGCUCGGAGUCCAGCAGUUCUUCUUCAUCUGGAAGUUCCAGAUCGGCGUCCCGGUCACCUAGUCGCAAGCGCAAACAUAAGAAGGAUCAUCGAGGAUCAUUAUCGCCUUUAAGCAAGCGCAUGGCCCAGUACAACAAUCCACCGGCUGCUACUACGGCUGCUCACGACGUGAUAGCCCCUGUUUCGUAUAGCUCAAACGCUCGCGAUAAAAUGGACGACUACGAGAUAAAAGUGAGGAAGUUUUUGGAACAAACUAAGGACGAUUCCGAUUACGAAGAUAAGGUAAGAAAGUUCUUAGAGGAAACGGCUAGAUGGAAGAGGGAAAGGGAGAAGGAAAAGAAACAUUCAGAAAGUGAAAAAAUGAAGAAGAAGAAGAAGAAGGAGAAGAAGGGCAAAGAUAAAGAGAAAGAGGACAAGAAAAGUAGAAAGAAGAAGAAGAAGGAAGAGAGAAAGAAACGGAAGAAUAAGGAUAAGCUUGAACGGGAUUUGGAAGCGUUGAAAAAGUCCUCGCUACCGGACUUGGAACAAUUGGAGUCGAAACUUAAUGCGUACUAUGCAAAAGUUGAAAAAGAGACCGCUGUUUUGAAAAGGUAUGUAGCUCAGUAUAAUGACAUACCUUCCCCUCUUAGCAACGCGGAGAAGCUCGCUGAGAGUUCGCGAAGGGAGGAGGAGCUGCGCAGAGAGAGGGAAAGGGAGAGAGAUGAGGCUUCGAAGGCAUAUCACGAACGGGAAUCUAGAAUACCGAUGACAGCGCAACAACGUAAAGACUUCGAUCUUUCCGCAGAGAUUCAACGAAAACCGUUGACUGACAUAUUCGAGCAGGAAUCCCAGUUGAUUCAUGAAGUUAUAGGGCCAAAGUUACCUACCCUAGAUACAGCUGCGUUGAAUGCUAAAUGGAAGGCUGCACAGGCUGCCAGGCAAAAGGACGUUAUGCCUCAGAAAUGGCAAGAUGUUCCGCCUGAAGGUAAAAAGAUGCAGCCUAGUGUGGACAGUGAGGAGGACGACGAUAACGAACUUGAGGAGAAAUUGCAGCGCGCUGCCUUGGAAAAGUCAAUGAACAUCCGUAAGCAGAUGCAACGCGAACUCGCGGAGAAGAGAGCUGCACAAGCUCAACCAAUGUCCGCGCCAACUCCUCCACCGUUACCCAAAGAACCACCGAUACCGAAACAAGCGCCGGUGAAAUAUCCGACACCACAGCCGCAAAACAAAUUCCAGUCAUAUAAAGACACCUCGCUGUCCGCGCCACAGACGACACCCACCAAGUUCAGUUCUAGUAACAACCUGGGUGGCAAAUUUCAACCGAUCGGACAAAGUGGGAAUAGUGGUGGUGGUCAUCCACCAGAACCACCUCGUCCGCCUCCACCAGCAAAGAACCAGAAUCAAGCCAAAGGACCCAGAACGGACUCCGACAGUGAAGCUGAACGACAACACAGACAAACACCUAAGAAACGGGAGUCUACAGGUAGGGGUGGUGUGACCAAGAGAAUGAGCAGGGAUCGUCCAGCGAAACGUUCACGUAGUAGAUCGCGCAGUGCCUCCAGUUCCGGUUCAUCCAGAUCUCGGUCGCCUCGAAGAAGUCGAUCCCGAUCUUACUCAAACAGGCGUUCGGGCAGUUACGAGAGGAAAUACAGUCGAUCCCCGUCAGGCACUUACAGUAGAUCACGCUCCAGAUCACGAUCCAGGUCUUAUACCAGAAGUCGUAGUCGCAGCAGGUCUGGCGAUAGGAGUUACUACCGCAAAAGGCAAUUCCGGCCGUACAACAAUCGCGGUACUUACUACAAACCUCGUUUCCAAGGCUUCAAUAACCCGAACCAUCGCGGCGGUGGCAAUAAUUUCCAGAAUCGGAACCGGUUCUACAACAAUCAACAUAACAAUCGGUUUGGUAAUAGACGCGGCGGUGGGUUCAAUAACCGUGGCGGCGGCAGGGGACGCGGUGGUAACCGUGGCGGCAGAUUCUUCCACGGUAAGCAGGGCUUCCGCGACUUCAGGGACAGGCGAGACUUCAGAGAUCGUCGUGCCGCCUCUCGCGAUCGGUACAGCGAUCGUAGCUACUCACCUGACCCGAUGAGGAAGGUCGACGAGGCAAAAGAGAAAAUCAACAAGAUGCUCGAGGGCGGUGAUGACGUGAUGGAACAUCAACAAGGUGGUGGAGGAUCGAACGUACCUCCCAGCAAGAGACAAGAUGGACCUUUGAGCGAGGGUGAAGAGAGGGACGACGAUGACUACGAGAGGUGGGGAGAGGGCGAGGGGGCCGACACAGCUAACAAGAAUGAGGAGGUUGGACCUGACAACGAGAACCUGGAAGGCAAGGAGUACUUCAUUGAGCGUAUGAAGCAGCGAAGCAAGAAUGUUUUAAUGCAGAGAGCCCUUGCCGCUAAGAUUUGGUAGAAACUCCCAGUUGCCGUUGCUGCUUCUUCGAUUCUUCUCCUUCGUCUGUGAUAAUAAUUAACAGUUUCCCUCAACGUUAGACAUUGACCGGAUCACGUGUGAAAAAACAGACUUCUCAAAUAAAGCUGUACCGAACAUUUUCGGUAUGCUUGAACGUAGCUGAACGAAAACAAACACAGACGAGAAUAUAAUGAAUGGAAGAAUAUUUAACAAGAAUACUGUAACUUUGUGGUCAUGACGGUCGAGGGAAACCAUUUUCUUUUUUCAAUUUCCUUUAGCAUUUUAUCUAGCCGGCCGAUAAGUUAACGAGCCGACGUUUCGCUCGAUUGUCAUGCUUGCACACGAAUAUCUACACUAAACAGUAAAUAUUCAUAGAAACACUGUGCAUGUCGGAUCGAGAACGAGAAUGCAACACAAAGAGAGAUAGAGAAAGAGAGAGUGAGAGAAUAAAACCCUUCGUUUUCCUUGUUUUUAUUAUCGUUAGCGGAAAGAUUUUAAACAUGUUUCGAUUCUAGUACUUAUUCUUAUAUCCUAGUGUCGUGUCGUUCUCUUUUUUAUUUUACACGGGACUGUCGCGUAAGUAUCCGAGAGUGGAACAUGAUAAGCGAGUGAGAGAGAGAGUGAGAGUGAGAGAAGCCUACAGACGUGAACACGCACCUUCGAAGGGAAGUAUUCGAUCACAGUACAGUUCACAAACUUGCGAGUGGCUUUUCAUUAUCAUUCAUUAUCAAGAUUAGUGGACACCUUCCUUUCCUUUUCCAAGGAAAUAACUUUACCUCCCUGGACAGGACAUCCUUUCCUUUCGAGUCUUUUAGUCAUCAAGGAUCCACGUUUCCAUCCUUCGCGUUCGACGAAAACGAAAACCGUGCACGGACACACCAUCGGGUCGCGACUCGCCGUCACGAAAGAAGAGACUGUCCGCCAAGCAAACGAGUAGCCCUUGUUCAAGAAUAUGUCGACAAACAUCUCUCUGGAUUCUCCACCGCAUCGUUUUGUUUAGGUACACUUGUUUAUCACCUGGCCCCUACCCGCUCUUUAUUACGAAUACUUAUUUUAAGGUAUCAUACAAGUAAUUUACCUAGUAAGACACUUAUAUAUGUUGUAUGUAAACGAGUUGCUGUACAAUUCAAAGAGAUCCGCAAAUACAUAACACGAAACCACAAGGCCAAAGAGACUUCUCUCUUCGUCUUUUGAAAUUGAUUUUCAACCCGUUUACACUUCGAAGAAAACGGAAAUGCUCGUGCGUGUAUCGUUCCGUUCAUAAUUUAUUUUUUAUCUCUCUGCCACGCCAUUUCCAGACCAUUGCCACCAAGCAGUGG
This is a messenger RNA of Nomia melanderi (Alkali bee), 5337 nucleotides long. RefSeq lists its product as uncharacterized. The record is from RefSeq and is a predicted model, not a curated record. NCBI's taxonomy places the organism in Eukaryota, Metazoa, Arthropoda, Insecta, Hymenoptera, Halictidae. Gene Ontology annotation, molecular function: protein binding.